This is a messenger RNA of Apaloderma vittatum (bar-tailed trogon), 756 nucleotides long. RefSeq names its product olfactory receptor 2A14-like. Gene Ontology annotation, cellular component: membrane. Lineage: Eukaryota; Metazoa; Chordata; Aves; Trogoniformes; Trogonidae. The record is from RefSeq and is a predicted model, not a curated record. Gene Ontology annotation, molecular function: olfactory receptor activity; G protein-coupled receptor activity. Gene Ontology annotation, biological process: G protein-coupled receptor signaling pathway.
AUGGUUCAGGUGAAGUUGAUCAAGAAAGUGAGAAAGUUGUUGAGUAGUCUGAUAUGUGAGAACCAAAUAUUCACAGAGGAAGAGGAGGAAGAUGAUGACUGUGGACAGGCCCCGAUACACCCUUAUUUAAUUUUUGCACUCACAGAGUGUGUGCUGCUGGCCAUCAUGUCUUAUGAUCACUAUGCGGCAAUCUGCCAUCCCCUCCGCUGUGCCCUCGUCAUGAACUGGAGGCUGUGCCUCAUCCUUGUUGCAGUUUCAUGGGCAUUUGGGUUUGUAUAGACACUACAAUCCUCUCUGGCUUUACACCUGCCUUCCUGUGGCCUCUGUGAGAUUGACCGCUUCUUCUGUGAAAUCCUUGCUGUCUUAAAGCUGGCCUGCACUGACACUACAGCCAAUAAAGUCCUGAUCUUUGCUCUUUGUGUGUGCUUCCUCCUCUUCCCUUUAGUAUUAAUUCUAAUCUCCUACCUGCAGAUCCUGGCCACAGUUCUGCACAUUCACUCUGUACCAGGAUGGCACAAAACGUUAUCCACCUGUGGCUCGCAUGUGAUCAAGGUGGGUCUCUUUUAUGGAAAUUCCAUCUUCAUACACAUGGGACCCAGGAGUGGUAACUCAGCUGGGAGUGAGAAAAUUCUUUCCCUUUUCUACAGUCUCAUCAGUCCCAGUUUGAACCCUCUGAUUUACAGUCUGAGGAACAAGCAGGUGAAGGAAGCCUUGCUGAAGCUUCAGAGAAGGAAAAGAGUUUUUCAUUCCAUGUAG